AUGGCGUCUCCUCUCAAACAGGUGAAGACGGAGAUCAAGCCGAAAAAUGCGCGGCUAUACGACCAGUUCUUUACCGACUCGCCCAAGACGCCCCAGUAUUGGCAUGAGCUGUUCGCCAUCACGUGCAACAAGCAGUUGUGGACAGAACUGCUUCAAAAGACCCCCACCGACGUCUUUCUGCGACCCAAUCAGAUCACCGCGUCUCAGACCUUCUUCGACAAGGGUAUUUCCCUUCUCAAGAUCUCGGGAUCGUCGUCGGCAGACCAAGCCAAUGUUCUGAAUCUCCUGGAGUCUUUUUUGGCCCAGGUUCUGGCCAAAUCGUGGCCCAACAACUCCACCGACGUCAUUAACGUCAUUGCGGGAUUCGCUUCCAUUGACAAGGUCUUCUACCAGUUUCUCAACAGCAUUGAUCUGAUCAUUCGAUCCAAGGACGUGAAACUGGAAACAAAACGAAAAGCAGUGGAAACAUUGAUGGUGACGGUUUCAGGAGCCUACAACACCUCUGUCGUGACCUACUUCAACCAGCGAGGCAUCUUUUCGGCACUCAUGUCGUACAUCACUUUUGACGAGACAGAAGACACCUACAUUCUUGAGGCCUUUAAACUGGUUGGUCUUCUAGCUAAUGUCGAGAAGUUUGAGAGUUCUAAUCCGUACCAGACACUACUGGCGGACUUUGUGGACGAAAAACCUAUGCUCAAGAUCAUACCUGCUCUAGGGGCUGAGUUUGUGAAGUGCAGAGACGACUAUAUUCCCACUCAAACAAGCUGGUUCAGAACUGCCACUCUCUCAGAUGCCCAGAUUGCAGCUUUGCCUUCGAAACGACUCUCUAUUCUGCUUCCCACUUUGGAAUUCGUGCAGAAGAACAAGUUGUUUGCAAAGACACUCAUUACCGAUAAAGGACAUCGUACCAAGAACUAUGACACCGAGCCUGCCCUGGCAGCCUUUCUCUCUCUCUGUUCGUACCUCUUUUCCAACCAAAACAAAAACCCACGAGCUGAAAUGUACAGUAAGGUGGCUCUAAUCAUUCUGCAGCUUCUUCUGCCCGAAUUGCACCAGUCGUUCAACACAAAAGCAUCUAUUAAAAUCAACGCCAAGCAACGGAAACCCCCCCUUCCAGAAACAGAGGCCUACACCUUUGGAACCGGCCUUUUGGACGCACUUCUUUGCUGUCUCAGAUACAAUAUGAAGAAACCUCUCCCAGACAUUUAUGAUCUCGCUCUGGUCGUCACUGAAGCAACACUCAUGGUUUACAGGGACACUCCCUCAAAUUACCACUGGAAUGAGCUGUGGAGCACGCUACUGAAUUUAGUUCAGUUCAUCAACAAGCAUGCGGAUGAUACAAACAGCACCUCUUCUAAACGAGACACAGGCGCUAUUCUCACCUGCUUGGCUAUCCCCCUGGCCUCGGAAGGACUCAGCGAGGAACAAAAGCAUCAGCUGAUCCACAAGGUGGUGGAGAACUCUGGGGCACUUAAAACGCUCAUCGCCAACUACAAGAGCAAAACCUCGUCGGCUCUUAUUGUCAUGUCUACCGUGGACCACUUUGAGAGUAUCAUCGUCAAGGAGCAUCAGCAGCGGUCUGCCAACCCGGAUAUUGUCAUUCGAGACAACUAUUCCGGCUACAAGAAGAGUAUUGCGCCGUUUGUGGGUUCUUUUUGGGCCGAAAUCCAGCCUAGAGAAUUCAAGGAGUCUAGAGAGCGAAUCUUUCUCAAGAAGUUCACCAAGGAGUGUUUGGCCUAG
Molecule: messenger RNA, 1740 nt
Organism: Yarrowia lipolytica CLIB122
Lineage: Eukaryota; Fungi; Ascomycota; Dipodascomycetes; Dipodascales
Cellular component (GO): cytosol
Source: RefSeq, a predicted model, not a curated record